GAAUCUUUCAUUUCGAACUUGGAAAAUGAAAAUGUCAUGAUGGCUUUGCUGUUUGUGGCAAUGAAGUUUUGAGCCUGCUGGUACAGGGUCUUCUCCGAUUAGUCUUCAGUAGCUGAGCGUUGGCAUGGCUGGUGGAAUGUACCGAACAGCUGAGGAGCGGGCUAGUCGUUUGUUUCAGCAGAAGACUGUGGCCGAAAUCAAAUCAAUCGAGAAACAGACCAGGAAUGACAUUGAACGCAAGAAGGAGGAGUUGCGUCAAAUGGUCGGUGAGCGGUAUCGUGAGCUGAUUGAUGCAGCGGAUACCAUUGUUGAUAUGAAGAAGUCCGCACAUAAGGUUCUCUCUGAUGUAUCACACAUGCAAUCACAAUGCUCAUCACUACACAAGCUUCAUCAGCAGCACUCUGUGGCUGCCAUUACAUCAGAUCAAGAUCAGGCGAAGCUGGCUGGGCGUUUAUCGUUCUUCUCUUUGGUAUCCCAAAUCAAACUGCUUGUCACUAUGCCGGAGAAGUUAUGGAGUGUUCUGGAGUCUCAGGAUCAUCUCUGCGCUGCUCGCCUGUGUUUGAUGGCUAAACACAUCACAGACUCUAUCAAUCAACUUACUGCGUCUGGAGAUCUGCGCAAUGCUGUGAAGAGUUUCCCUAUCCUGCCAAGACAGCGUGCAGCCAUCAGUCAUUUCCCAACUUUAGUCCUACAGGCCAGUCGAUUAGUUUUACAAGAUCCCAGUCAACCUCUCAAGAUAAGUUGUACAGUGUGUGUUUUUCCUCUCAUGUCUGUCAGUUCAGCCCCAGCCAUCGUCUACACAGAUGAGCCGCAAUCAGCGAAAACGACCCUUAGAGAUUUCGUAAUUUUUUCGAGAAAAAGGUCGAUUUGUGACGUUCAACGAUUUUUUGAUCGCGCUGCAAACAGCGCGACGACUUCUUGAACUCCUUGCUUGAAGUAAUUAUUUAUUUUGAAGUUGAAGUGGUGUCGAGUGGCGACCCAGUGUUCCUUGAUCUUGUUGCGAUGGCUGCGGACGCCAGAGCUGUUCGCAGAGCACACACGGCAGUCAUUGUCUACAGCUAGCUCGAGCCUGGUGGGGAGUGGAUGCUGAAGUAGCCGCUGAAGUUCAAAAUGAGGAUGAAACUUUCUUUGGUUCCGACAUCGAUGUCGACAGCGAGGCGGAAUCGCAGCCGUCAUCUCCUGCUGCGAUGUGGCUCAAGGUGGCCGAUGACUCGUCAGAGUCGGAAGAUGAGGAGUCGUCACCUGAGAUAAAUUCUGAGUCUGGGGCUAGUGUCAGUAGUGACGGUAGCGACGUCGUGUCUUCAGCUGCGGAGGAAGAAAUGGAAGACGAGAUUGCGGAACGACUCCACGCAGGAUGCAGCUGCGAUCAUGUCGAUCAUUUCUCCGCACUCAUCAGCUAUUCUUUGUCAUUAUAGCUGCUUACUUCACUAUUUCAAAAGUAUGCAAGCUGCCCACCCACCUUCGAAUGCUGAAUAUUCAUUGUACACAUACAUUGUAUACAUACAUUGCACCAAUUUGGAGUACAUAUUGUAUAUUGGAGUAUACACCCGUUUAUAAUCGGAAUAUUGAACUUUUUCUUGGCUGAGGGCCUUCAGUAGAUGUGGUUCAACAAAUUUCUAACCAAAAAGGAAUUUUGAAAAUGUUGACCCUAAGGGCUGGUUUCGCUGGUUGAGGCCCAGAUGUCAAGAGUGGGGCUUUCCCUCCAUUUUGAAAGGUGUGCUGUUGCUACAUACUGUAACGCACAGUCGCAUCCUCCAUUGUGCAGGACAUUCAGAAUUCUUGCAUGUUGCUCUGUUGUUUUUCUUCUGUUAUUAUCUGCAGAAAGUGGAGGAGUCGCUGGCUGCAGUCUUGUUGAUUGAAAACUCUUCGUUGUCAGAAGUGUUUCACGAAUUUCUUCAAGCACGCAUGGCUGCUGUUGAGUCAUUGUUCAGUGAUGAGCAAGGUCUUAGUUUCAAGGAGCUAGCUUGCCGUUUGAUGCAGCUUAUCCGUACCACAUUACAGCAAGUCUAUUUGAUGUUUUCAUCGCCGUCUUCAUCCUUGUCAGCAAACAACCAUGUUGUUGAUCUUGCCAUGGAAUCAGUGUCGCUUGGUGACCUACAUCUUGGUUAUUGGUCAAGAUUUCUUCCAGCAUCUCUGCAAGAUUUUCAGCCAGCUAGUAGCACAUCACUGUAUGGUAGACUGUCGCAAGAUGACAUCCACACUCAGUGUGCUGCUUUCUUGGCAAAGUGUGUGAGCGUCGUUCCGUCUUCACUCUCAUCAGCACUGAGCUAUGUCACUUCAAUGGAAAGCUUGGUGUCAGUCCGUGAUGCUGUCUAUGAUAUGUUGGCUAAGGAUGAUAGUGUUCUCAAUCAGGACUCAGGCCACGCCACCAUCAGCACCAGCAUCAGCACCAGCAGCUUUAGCACACAUACAGGUGCUGCUAUCGUACCAUCUGGCCUACCUCACUGGGAUGUGGUCUGUACGGCAGUAGUAGGACGUCAAGUCAUACUCUAUGAUGAGCUAAUACGCAAUAACCUACAGACUCGCAUGCAGGAGAUUAUCGCCACUCAGUUGUCAACUGCGUGUAGUGCUAUUCAUGAAUCAGUACUCGCACUUCUAGCUGAUAUGCAUGCGAUGACAUCAUCAGGGUCAAGCAUGACAUCAUCAUCCCAUGCUGUUGCUACCAGUACUACAUCAGGUGGUGAUAUGCUGUCAACAGGGUGGCUGGAUCGCAAUGUGGGUGCGUAUAUCUGGCAAGACAGCGCAGAUGAUUUGCUACCCACAUUGUCCACAAGUUCAGUCAGUACAGCCGCCACACAGCCAGCUAGACCAUCGUCUGUCAGUAGCAUGCGUCGGUCACCUGACGGUACUGGUGCAGUGUCAGUGUUAGCAAUGAAAACACGAGGUGUUACACCGGCCGCAGCAAGGGCGUAUUCUGAGUUCAACUCCAGUCUCUCAGCACUGUUAUCUGGUGUACGUCUAGCAGUUGGUGAUACAAACACCAGCUCAGCAGCAGCAACCACACCGAUUGCUAGGUGGAAACCUACGUUUGGUGAGGAGAUCACAAAGGUUGAGUGUGUGCCGUUCAAGAAAUUUGCUUGCGCUGCGGAACUCCGGUCUUUCCUGCGUAUGACAAGUUACAAGACGACAUCAGAGUUGUUGAGCAAGUUUCAAAAUCGUCUGCAGCAAUUGCGAGAAGAGGCAGAGGACACUAGCAGUUUAUCAUCGGCAGACCGUGCUCGCAGUGUUGAUUGCUGUCUGUUGUUGGCACGUUUGUCAUCAUCCUUGUUUGAAUGCUGUCCACCGUUGGAAGCAUGCCUUCUUGGCUUGGAGAAGAGUUCUGCAAAGGACUCGACUACCAGUCGAUCACGUCGCAGUCUAUCUACAAGAAGCACUUCACUGUCUCUCAAGUCUGACAUGCGGUCACAACCUGAUCAAGAGCAGCUGAACAAUGUUCGCAAUGACAUUAACAAGUUAACCAUGGAUGCAUACAG
Sycon ciliatum is the source of this 3473-nucleotide messenger RNA. RefSeq names its product conserved oligomeric Golgi complex subunit 1-like. Gene Ontology annotation, biological process: intra-Golgi vesicle-mediated transport. NCBI's taxonomy places the organism in Eukaryota, Metazoa, Porifera, Calcarea, Leucosolenida, Sycettidae. The record is from RefSeq and is a predicted model, not a curated record. Gene Ontology annotation, cellular component: COG complex; Golgi apparatus.